This is a messenger RNA of Strongylocentrotus purpuratus (purple sea urchin), 6200 nucleotides long. Its product is annotated as protein piccolo. The transcript is spliced from 22 exons. Bases 1 to 6009 code for a protein of 2002 amino acids. NCBI's taxonomy places the organism in Eukaryota, Metazoa, Echinodermata, Echinoidea, Camarodonta, Strongylocentrotidae. The record is from RefSeq and is a predicted model, not a curated record.
AUGUACCAUGAGCAUCGGGAUUAUGAUGUUGUAGAAGAUGCAUGUUUACAAAAUGAUAAUCUAUUUGGUGAGCAGCCUGGCCAAGGCGAAGGAGAAGUUGACGAUUCUCCGUUCGGCAAGAAAGGACUCUUCAGCAGCUCCGGUGGUGGUCUCUUUGAUGAUGACAAGGAGGAGGAUGGAGGACUGUUUGAUGAUAAACCAUCUGCAGCUGGCAGGAGGGAUGUAACGUCAGACCACGUCUAUGAGGACAUUGUCACCAACCCUGAAGAGGUCAAGCCUGGCAGGAAAGCACCUCCAGGGGGCGUACCUCUGUUUGGUGCCGGCGGAGCCACUGAGGAUGAGCUCUUUGGCGGGUCACCUAAACUGAGUCAAGAAGGGCAAAGAAGUCUAGUGCGUAACCGUGGCAACUGCAAACGAGAUACCCAGAAAACCCUCCUGCUGCGCGCAUGCUCUGCGGCUAUGACCCGUAGAGGCAGUGCGCCAGAGGAUGCUAUUGCUCAAGAUAUAGGCCAAAAGGAAGCUUCCAAACCAAACGAUUCAUCUUCCGGGGGUUUGUUUGGUAGCCAGGGAGACGACAGACUCUUUGAAUCUUCUAAACCAGCUCCUAAGAAAGAAGCCGGCAAGCCCAAGACCAAGAAGCAGGUGGAUCUGUUUGGUGGGGAGGAUGCCAGUGAUCUGUUCGGGGGUGAGAACAAACCUAAGCAACCACCUAAGAAAAAGAUUCCUGCGGGUGCUGUGAAUGUUUUCGGUAACGCGGGGCCUGUCGGAGGUCAGACGGAACCGCCUCCCCUUGACGACGGUGGGGAUGAAGGAAUGUAUGUCAAUACUAUGGUGGGAGCAGCAGGAGCAGGGAGGAGCAAGCAGGCAGGGCUAGGAGGAGGAGGCUUGUUUGAUAAUGUGGAUGAGGAUCUCUUUGGUGCACCGCCUCCAAGACCCGCAGAUAAACCCACCGCCAAGAACGACAGUGACAAGCUGUUUGCGGACGAUGACGACGACAAUGACUUGUUUGCGGCGCCACCUCCAUUACCGAAAGACGAGUCCAAGAAAAAACCUAAAAAGGCUGCUGCAAAGAAGAAUCAAGGCUUGUUUGAUGAUAUCGAAGGAGAAGGAGAAGAAGAUUUCUUUACAGCUUCAUCCAAGCCAAAAGAACAACCUAAGAAGAAGCCACCUGGUGGCGUAGCCCUCUUUGAAGGGGCAGAUAUAUUUGGUAGCCCCCCUAAGAUAGAGGUAGAGCCACCACAACAACAGAAACCGGACCAGUUGUCUCCUCAAGCCAAGGCCAACAGGACCCAGAACACCCUCAGUCUCUUCCAUGACGACGAUGACAAGGAUGAGGAUCUGUUUGCCACGCCCCCGGCCUUGCCCCCUAAGAAGGAACAGCUGGACCCCAAUCCAAGCAAAGAGGAACAAAUGGCAAGAAGGCGAACCAAGAGUAAGAGCAUCUUUGACGAUGAGGCUAUCCUCUUUGGUCUCAAGAACGAGGAGAACCCCGGGGUAGAUCUCUUCGGCUCCAACACUCCGGUCCCGCAGACAAAGGCUGGAUUCCUUUCAAAUUGUGUAGAGGUCAUAAUGCCGGUCAAGUCGUCUUUCCCUGACUUGAGUCCCAUACCUACUAAAGCUAUCCUCGGGAAGCAUCCUCCGCAGACUAAAGUGAAACCCAGCAAUCCUAUCGCGAUCCAGAAAAAUAACGAGGUCCGCAGUCAACCGCGUCGUUACCGGCCCAACUCCCCUGUCUUUGACGAAGGUCUCGUCUCUGCAAACAAUAUGGGCAGAAGUCCUCAGAAGGCUCUGAAACCACCCCAACAGAAUCAUCAAAGAAACUACCGCAAUAACACACAUCAAGAAUCUCCCCCUACACUUCCAAAGUUCCCCAGUCCACCAAGGGAACCACCUCCAACCUUCACACGGUUCCCCAGUCCACCCCAAGAGCCCCCUCCAACCACAUACCCUAAGUAUCACCAGAAUUCCCAUGAACCACCACCCACCCUACCAAAGUUUCCAAGUCCUCCAAAUGACCCACCCCCGCCUCCUAAGAUAUUCAACAACAUCCCUCCUCCAACGUUACCCAAGUUUCCAAGUCCACCCAAUGUCCCUCCUCCUGAUUUCCAACCUAAAACUCACAAAGCAAAGGGACCACCGACACUUCCAAGAAACACCCAUUCAAAUAAUGACCUUCCUCCUCCUCCCCCUCCUGUCAAUAGACUACCCAGUCCGGCAGAAUUCCCAAGGCCACCUUCCUUCCUAGAUAAUCCCAACCAUGAAGACUUCCCGCCACCUCCUCUGGAUGUUCUAUCAAAGAAAUUCAAACCUGAAGAACAUCCUGCAGUGGACAACUCCCAACGAUUCCCCAGCCCUCCUGCCAAAGGCCACAACGGAUACCCAUCCAACAUGAACAACAACAUUCCUUCAUCCAGUCCAAAGCUGCUAAGGCGGUUGCGAUCUCACAGUACUGAGGAUGGAUCCAGUGUUCCCAACAGUGUUUUACAAUCCCGGUUUUCACCUAUCAGGAAGACCAACUCCAACGGUGCAGAGUGGACAGUAAACCAUGCGAGUGAGAACAAGACAACUGCCAAGAUUAACGGAAUGAACAAUAAACUCGCGGUGCGCGAAGACAAGCCUAUGAAGAGGGUGCCUGCGAGACCCCCACCACUCAAAUUUCUCACUUCCAAAGUUUCGUCCUCUCCGCCGAAUUCCAAGAGCCGACCUGUCAUAUCGGAACCCCUGAGCCCCAAGGGUCUUCACUCAGGGGCUCUGAAGCCGAGUGGUCAGUCUGCCUUUGUCCUGCAUGGGGACAGGAGACAUGUAUCACCUGGUGCAUCUCCUGUAGGAAGCCCCUUGUCUGACCAGUCCCUAGACUUUGAGAAAGACGAUUUACCCAUCUUCAGUGCACAGGUCCUCAAGAAUGGCUUCAGGAAGCAAAUGUCUCCAAGAGCAUUGGGCAAGUCGCACGAUGCCUUGCACACGAACAGGCAGAGUCCCAGGAGGGAAUCACCUGCUGGGUCAGUUGGUAGUCCAUCCCACAACCUUCGGGAUGGCCAUUAUCGAUGGGAUGCCGAUUUACCACCACCCCCUCCACCUCCAUCAUAUAGAAUCAAUGUUCUUCCAAACGGGCCCAAAGUCAACGGAAAUCAUAGAGCGGGCAAUGACAGUGAUACUGAGGUAAAUUUUGCAAGAGAUAUUGAGGCUGAAGUUGAUGGGUACGAUGAUAACAUGGUCAUUGAUGACAUCAGAGAUCAUCGCCAUAGACAUGCACCCAAAGUAACACAUGAAAAUAACACCCAUGUUAAUGGAAACCACGACAGUGGCACCAAGCAAGCUCUUCCACAUCCCCCUUCGAUAUCACCCAUGUUUGCACGGAAAUCUAAAGCUGGCAAGAAACAACCCCCUCCACCUGCACAAAAACCAGCAAAGGCUCCGGUACCACCCCCUGUCUUUGCCAAGCCCCCUAAGGGACCCCAUUGCCCUGGUAGAAGUACCCCUUCACGGGAUCAGAAUGGUCACAUGGCUUCCAGAUUCUCAUCAUCUCCUCCAUCCUAUCCAAAAUCUUCCAACACUACCAACUCUAACAAUGUUAUGAUCAAUGCACACAUGUCUAUCAUCUCCAAUUCCUCAACAUGCUCCCAGUUUUCAAUGAACUCCCUUAACCUGUCCAACAUCUCUGCCAACUCUCACGAUUCCUUCACAACUGUUAGUUCAACCAACACUUACAAUGCGCACAAUAUUUCCAUGAGCUCCUCUAACUCGUCCAAUUCAAACUCAACAGCACCUUCACAGAAAAUAGCACCCUUUGAGAAAAGCACUGAGAAUGGUCACUCUAAAACAGGAAAGAACGCUUCCAAUCAAAAUGACCACUGUCCACCAAAUGAAUUGUGCAAAAUGUCCCUCAUGCAAAAAAUUGCACUUUUUAGUAGCCACAAGAAAGAUCGUUCCUCUCCCCCACCAUCCCCUAAAAUCUCUAGAAAUAGUAGUCCAAUACCACCACAUCACAAAGCUCCAAAGAAUCCCGACACAAAAUCCAUUGUCAGCCUGUCAAAUCUUGAGGUUGAGAACAACCAGAAACAACCAGUUAGUCCCAAAUGGAAUCGCACAGCAGACAUGCCCAGCCCUUCCAAAAAGACUUCCCCCGCAGACCACCACUACCAUGAACCCCCGCCCAUUCAGCGCCCCUCCAGUCCCAGGGGGAGCAGCGAUGUGGAAUGGAAGAGACCCCCGGUUGCCGCUGUCUCGGAGCAGUUUGAGGCAUGCAUCCGCCGGACUCCGUCCUAUUCCUUCUCUUGCAAGAGGACUGUCAGUCGGACACCAUCAUCCUCCUCUACAGAGAGAAGCGACAAUGACACGCCCUUCUCCGGAGGGUUCACCUUCCCUAGACCAAGUAAGAUCAAGAAGCAGAAGGGGAGGGUACCAUUACCCCAUGAAAACACCAACACCAACACCAACACCAACUCCAACUCCAAUUCAUCCCCUCAUUCCCCGGGCUUCAGGGGGUUGACGUCCAAGCGUAGCAUCAAAGAACCCCCUCCCAAGCCUCUUCCGAAACCUAACAAGAAUCCCCAGAAAGCACCAGCCAGGCUCCCGGGCGCCCCGCCCUCAUCAUCAUCAUGUCCAUCCUCCUCCUCACCAUCCUCAUCAUCAUCGACAUCGUACACCCCGUCAGGCAUGGCGUCAUCCUCUGUAGGAUCGGUUUGGCGGAAGGCUGAGCUAUUCAAGGCUAAUUUGAACAUCGAUCCAACGGCGCUCAGGCCUGGUGCUGCCCCGCCAGAGAGGGUGGUAGAGUCAACAGGAGUGGGUUUCGACCAGCCUGCCGUCGCCAAGACGCUGGAUAUUAAUCCGACAAAGACGAGAGCGAGAGUAUCAGCCAAGCGAAGACCUCCCUCGAGGAGAAGCCUGCAAGCAGCCGCUGCAUCCGCUUCCAACCCGGCCCUCUGGGGUGACGACUCCAAACAACCUGACGAUGGUUUCCGAACAUUCACCCAGAACUUGGCCAGCGACGAGCCUGACCAUGGUGCGUCUGCUUCAGCUGCUGCUGCUCCGGCUCCUCCCCCUGCGAAGAAACCUGCCUCAAGGACGCUUGAAGAUCACAUGGACGGACCACAACCUCCUCCAUCAGCAGGGGCCAAACCAAAGAAACCAACACCAUCAAACGACCUCUUUAAUGAUGAUCUCUUCUCAAGUGCCACCAACGGCUCCAGCAAGGACCCUUCUCAAAAGACUGUCAGCAAGACAAAAGAGGAGCGACCGUUCUCGAUAGAAGGUGAUAGUGACUUAUUCGCCGCCGCCACCAAGAAACAACCAAGCAGGACUCAUGAUACUGGUGACAGUUUAUUCACCAAACCGCCACAAGUCAAUCUUGAUGCUUCCCUGGACGAUAUCUUCGCCACACCUCCCGUUCUUGGACACAGCAGCAAGCAGAGCUCAAUGGAAGUCGAUCCUGUGUAUGAGGAUAUCUUUGCCUCAGGGACAAACACUAAAAGUAAGAGGUCGACUUUGACUGACCUUGCAAUCGAUGAAGAUUUAUUUGGAGACAUUGGGAAGACAAAGCCAAAAGAUACAAGCUCUGUGUCCAUCGACGCCGAUCUUUUUGGUGGGCCCCCACCCGUCUCUACCACGCCCACCACCACCACCACUACCACAAAACCAAAGAAGAAGAAGGCAGUGAAGAAGGCACAGGUCUUGGAGGAUGAUGAUGACUUGUUUGCAGCGAAGCCCAAGAAGACGAAAGCCAAAGCUGCAAAAGCCACCGACGCGGAUCUCUUUGGCAGUUCUGACAUCUUUGCUGACCUCCCUCCCGCCAAGCCCAAGGAGAAGAAGAAGAAGACGACGACGGCUCCGGCCCAAGAAGCCAUCUUCAAGGAUGUCGGAGGAGAUGACAUCUUUGCCGACCCCUCGCCUUCCAGUAAGCCCAAAAAGACGAAAGCCAAGAAGAAGACAACAAAGGAGGCCUCAGAUUCCAUAUUCGAUACCGAUGCUCCAAAUAUAUUUGACGAUCCACUGAAUGCGAUCAAUACUUAAAGACCCACAGCCUUGCAUUCAUAUAUUAUAUCAUCGGUAACACUCUUCAUCUAUUCUGCUUGUAUGCAACUCAUUCCAUAUGUACGUGUGUGCUUUUAAUUACGCUUCAACUGUGCAUACAAUGUGCUGUGAUUGCCAGGAUCCCGAUAUUAGGAAUUGAUUUGACGAGCUGUGCACAGAGACAAAAAAAA